UGUAGAUGGAACCGCCGUCAUCACCGAAGAUUUCCGCGGCAAGUCCGCCCGCCAGGUUCAGUUCAACCCCGGUCAGGAGAUGGGCUUCUGGCGUGUGCGCAUCAUCGACGACGACGUUUACGAGCAGGCUGAGGUAUUUGAGGUGAUCCUCUACGACGCAGUCAUGGGAGCUCUGGAAUAUCCCGAGCGAGCCCUUGUUAAGAUUCUGGAUGGAGAAGAUGAGUCCACAGUGUUCAUCGAUACCGUUACUCCAUACGUCAUCAAUGAAGACAUUGGAGAGGUUCUCAUUCCAAUCCGAAGAACUGGUGACCUGUCCGAGGAAAUGAUGGUCCUCUGCUCAACCAUGCCAGGCACAGCCACCGGCGCCGAUCCAUCUCCCGUCCACUCCUUCAACGAUUACAUCUCCCGUCUCGAGGAGGACCAAGAUAACUUUGUGCGAUUCGACAAGGACGAGGACCUCGCCUACUGCCGUAUUCUCAUCAUCGACGACUCUCUCUACGAAGACGCAGAGGACUUCCAAGUCAAGCUGACCAUGCCCAUGGGCGGACGCGUUGGUAAUCCAGGGGUUAUUGAUGUGGUCAUUGCUGCUGAUGCUUCUGACGAGCCAUCCUUCUACUUCGGCGAGCCCGAAUACCACAUUGACGAGAGCGACGGCUACCUUGAGAUCCAAGUAUGGCGCACCGGCACCGAUCUCUCCAAGAUGGCUAGUGUGACUGUACGAUCCCGAGCUUCAACUCCCCCAUCUGCAAUUGCUGGAAUCGACUACGCCGGUAUCAGCCGCAACCUUGACUUUGCCCCCGGAGUGACGAUGCAGAAUGUGCGCGUGUACAUCAUGGACGAUUUAGGCCAGCCCAUCCUUGAGGGAGCAGAGACCUUUGAACUGGUACUCCGCAUGCCAAUGAACGCUGUACUCGGUGCCCCAUCACUCUCAGUGGUUACCAUCAACGACACCAUCUCUGACUUGCCCAAGGUACAGUUCCGUGACCUGACAUACGAAGUGAACGAGAACGACGGCACCAUUACCACAACCAUCAUGCGUAGCGGAGAUCUCUCCAUCACCAGCACCGUCCGUUGCUACACCAGACAGGGAUCCGCUCAGGUCAUGAUGGACUUUGACGAGAGACCCAACAUCGAGGCAUCCAUCAUUACCUUCUUGCCAGGUGAGAGGCAGAAAGAUUGCACCGUUCUCCUGAUGGACGACAAUGAGUUUGAAACUGAUGAACAAUUCCGUCUCGUCCUCGGCAACGCUCGCACUGACUCUGGACUCUUGGCUAUGAUUGGAGAGCUGAACGAAACCACCAUUACCGUCCACGAUGUCGGAGACAAAUCCGUCAUUAAGUUCCCCGAGACAAGAUUCAGCGUAAACGAGCCACUGUCUGAAGAUGACGUGAGCACCGUUACCAUCCCGGUCAUCCGUAUGGGAGAUCUCUCUCAGACCUCUGUUGUCCGCGUCUUCACCAAGGACGGAUCUGCCAAGAGUGGCGUCGACUACAACCCUCUCUCCCAACGUCUCGAGUUCGGAUUCAAUGUCAGCAGGCUGUUUGUUGAGAUCGAUGUCCUUGCCGAUGGCGACAGAAACGAGAUGAGAGAAGCUUUCACCGUCCACCUGACCAUGGAUGAGAUGAUGGUCUCCGAGAUUCAGAUGAACAAGGCCAUUGUGUACAUUGAGCAAGAGGGUCAGCUCUCUGGUGUUACCUUCCCAUCCACCCCCGUCGUCGUGUCCCUCUUGGACUACGAUAACGUUGAGGUUGCUCGCGAGUUGCCACCACGUGGUUACCCAGUCGUCUGCGUCACACCUUGCAACCCCAAACACCCCGACUACGCCACAACUGGCUCCAUCUGUACCAACGAGGGCGUCAACGAUACCCUUACCGAGUUCCGUUGGUUGGUGUCCGCACCAACGACUGCCGGUGGCGUCACCUACCCACUCAAGGAUGUAGAGAGCAAUACCUUCUUCACUUCCACCGACAUGAUCACCCUGGACAGCAUCUACUUCGGUCCCGCUUCCCGUGUACAGUGCGCCGCCCGUGCCGUCAGCAACCUAGGAGAUCCAGGCCGUGAGCACUACAGCUUGCCGACCACAAUCAGCAGCGAUGAGGGCAUCUGCCUGCCUCGUCUGGCCAACGCCAUCGGAGCCGAGCCCUACGCCGCCAAACUGCGAUACACUGGACCAGGAGAUGCAGAGCACCCCAACAAGCUAAAGCUGACUGUCACCAUGCCCCAUGUCGAUGGUAUGCUCCCAGUCAUCUCAACCCGCGAACUCUCCAACUUUGAGCUUGCCCUGAGCAAGGACGGAUACCGUGUGGGAACCCACCGAUGCUCCAACCUCCUGGACUUCAACGAGAUCCCCACCGAGUACGGCUUCAUCACCAGCGAGACCAAGAACGCCAACGUGAUCGGUGAGUCCCAGCCGUACCAGUUCAGUGAAGAGAUGCGUGGUGCAAGCUCACUCCGCUUCUACCGUAACUUGGACCUCGAGGCUUGCCUGUGGGAGUUCAAUACUUACUACGAUAUGUCCGAGCUUCUGGAUCAGUGCGGUGGACAGGUCGGAACCGACGGACAGGUCCUAGACUUGAUCCAGUCCUAUGUGACCCUGCGUGUGCCUCUCUAUGUCUCCAACGUCUACCACUCUCCCGCUAGCGUCGGUGGAUGGCAACAUUUUGACCAGACCUCUAACCUUCAACUUACCUUCGUCUACGAUACCUCCAUCCUCUGGCAAAACGGUGUGGGCGCUCAGGCCGACUCAGACACAUCUGUACAAGGCUCCCUGUUCCCAACCAGCAUGAGGAUUAACGAGAAUGGUAGACUGGUCGUCAACUUCCGUACCGAUGCUCUCUUCAGAGGACUGUUUGUGCUGGACCACCCAUCUAUCGGAACCACCUCCUCCGUCAUCUCCAAUGACCGUCCAGAUCUUACUUUCAGCCUCAACCUGGUGCGAUCAGAGCCGACCUUCGCUCAACCUGAACAGCUCUGGCAGUUUGUCUCCGAUGUUGCUGUAUCCGACUACAGUGGCAUGUACACCAUCCGUUUGAUCCCCUGUACCACCAGCCCAACCCAGGAGUACAGCCUCCCCGUUGUCUGCAACCCACGCGACAUCAUCAACUUUGACCUCCCUCUGCGCUUCCAGCAGGUCAGCGACCCCGUGCCGGCCGAGUUCAGUCUGAACACGCAGUUCAUGCUGCUGGGCAAAGAGAUGCUCUGGCUGUCUGAUGGAUCCAUGGGCUUCGGAGAAGGAACCGACACUGCUUUCUCUCCAGGUGACACCGUUUACGGUCGCAUCCAUGUUGACCCUGUGCAGAACCUCGGCAGUGGAUUCAACCUCAACGUUGAGAAGGUGUUCCUGUGCACUGGACGUGAUGGAUACAUCCCCAAGUACAACCCCAAUGAGAAUGAGUAUGGCUGUGUGGCUGACUCACCCAACCUUCUCUACGCCUUCAAGGUUUUGGAUCGUGGAGCACCAGAUACGAUCACACCACGAUUUAACGGAGUACCCUUCAAUGCUGCCCUCGCUAUUGAUGAUCCCAACGCAUUGGAUCUGGUCAGACAGUCCGGUGCCGAUGGUUUCAGACUCAGCAGUGACCCACUCUUCCAGGUGGCAGCCGGCCGUCAGUGGUACGUCCACUCUAUUUUCACCGUCAAGUCCGAGGAUAAUAACAACAUUGGAAAGCGCAGCGUGGAACAACACAGCGUAGCCAUGGCUGGUGGCAGACAGCGUCGCCAGGCCAUCGGAUCCACCCCCGAUGACGAAUCCGCCCUGGAAGACAUUGGCGACGGCAAGGGAACAAACAUCAAGUGGCUGGCUCUCAACACAAACCCCGCCUCUAGUAACGACGUAGCUGACAUCAACGUCGGCAACAAUGUCGAUGUCGGUAAGAACACCAAGGGUGGUGGCGACAUGGUGAUCCCUGUUGCAGCCAUUGCUGCUGUGCUUGCCGUGCUUCUAGUCGCAGUAGUCGUAGUGGUUAUUAUCCGCCGUAAACGCUCUGCUCCGAGCACUGUCACCGUAGUGGCUAAUGGCGGCUCUAAGGUUGUAUCAAGUGGAUACGAUGACAACACGGAAGUGUGAUGGGCCUCGUUUGUAUUUUUCAAAAAAUACGUCGAUAAGCAGCGUCAUGCUACUGUCGCACAUUAAUAUUUUUUAUUUCUGUCUGUCAAGUUUUUACGUAAGGCUGUCGUGGUUCACUCGCUGUUAAAUAAUUUAUAUAUGUGUAAGAAGUUUUUACGUUUGUGAGCCGAUUUUUUUGCGUAUUUUGUGUUUUUAAUGGGUUUUCAGAAAGAAAACACCCUCAAUAGUUCUUGAGGUCAACAUUCACUUGGUGCUCUGCAGAAUUUUUGUUUUGUUUUUAAAAGAAUUUCAGCUAAAAUAACGUUUUUUUUUCCCCCUGAAAACUUUGUUUGUGUGGUUUAGAAUUAUCAGCUGUAGGUAUAUUGUGACAUAUAUAAUGCACACGCGCAGUGUUUGUACUGUUUACUUUGCUCUAUUUUUGUAUUUUGCUGGAUUGCUCAGUGUUUUUUAAUAGGUAGCUUUAAUUAAUGUUUUUAGAUGAAAUUUCAUUUGACAUUAGUUUUUUUUAUACCUAUGCCACAAAUCAAAUGUCUUCCGCUGCCAUUUUAAAUACAAAACUGUAAUAGUAUUUGUUUUUGUCGAUGGUUUGUUUUUAGUUUUGUUGUUGUUGUAACCUUUCAAACACUUUUGUGUUAUCAUUUUCUUUCUUUUUCACUUGAGCGGGAGCCAAACAGUGCACUAUACAGCCUGCAUGUAAUGCUGACCUGCCGACUCGGAAAAGUCACCCCUCUAAACCUUAUUUAUAAGCAUUCUUUAAGUGUGUGCAUUUAACAAGACAAUUUUCUCACUGCGGAUGACAUGAUAUGCGGCUGCAUAGUGUAUUGUUACCCGUAAAUGUAUAUUUUAAUACCCCUUAUAUGAGAAAGCUGCAGCAAUCACUAAUUGUCACCAAGGAUCGUGGUCGACUUCCGCCAAGGAACGUUACCACGUCCUCGUUGAUAGGCUUGGAUUUGCUCUCACUUACGUAAUGUUCUCUUUGUACAUAAAAUGAGUAGUGGUAAAGCGAUGCACUUUUUAACUGAUAGGCUGCACGUAUUUAACGACCAUUUUUAGUAGUGGAUUCACAAAGUGUUCAAACCAAUUCCACCAGAGGGUCUAAAGGAUUCCCGUCUGACAAAUCACAAGCGUAGUCUCUUAUUUUUUAUUAGCUAGUGUGCAUUUAUCGUAUAAAUUAAUCAUUAAACAAACAAAAAGUUUUUAUUUGUAAGUUUUAUGAGUGCCUUUGGGAGGAUAAAAAACAGACGUUUUGGAUUUUGUACACAGCCAGCUAUGAGAUGAGUUUGUGUUUUGUAUUAAGAUCAUUGAUGCCAUUUUGUACAUGUUCCAAGCGGAUGAAAUCCUGAACCACGCACAGCUUUGUUUGAGAAGCUGUGUUUGGUUUUUAUACAUAUGCUAUACUAAAAUGACUUGAUUUGUUGCCGUAUAAAUGCACGCAAAAUGCCUGGCAUUGGGGUGUAGUUAUUAUAUGGGGGAGGGAGGCUCUGGGAUGUUUUAGGCACUUUCAAGAAAGGCUUUCACUCCUAUGAUGUAAUCUUAUCUAUGUGAAUUCUUAAAUUGUGUCUUACUGAUGAGAAUGACAGUUGAAACGGUUCCAAUCCCAUCCCUACCUUCGUUUGUACCCAACAGAUACCAACAAAUAAUUCUCUGCGGAUUUUAAAGAUCUUAGCAGUUUGGACCAAAAUGUACUGACCACACAAAGAGUGCAAAAUUUGAGUGCCUUGUCGAAUCACUGCAAAUUCCAACAAACUAUUCAACUUUGUAUUGGUGGUGGAAUGCUUGAAACUAUAUUACUAAGCUAUUAUUAUAGUUAAGUGUAUUUUUUGUUUUGUUAUUGUUUAAAAUUAAACAUAGUGUACCUAACAUUAUCUUUAUAUUGAAAAAAAAAACACCUACUAAUAAUAAUAAUAAUUAUGAGAAUAAAGCUGUCCUCGGUUUUGAUUGUACACAUUAAUUAGUUUUAAACGACUGUAUACAAAUUUAGGUGGCUAUGUAGAUGGGAUUAUAUAUAAGGACCUCCCAAACAUGCUUUAUAGUUUUUUAUUUAACAGCUGCAUUUGGUCAGCGUUUGGUCACUGAAGCACAACAACAACGACGCAUCCCUUGGGCUUUGUCCAAGAGACGUCUUGAGAAAAGAAGGUGCUCAACUGACUGACCGGCCUGAAAUGGGUAGAUCUGUUGAAACCCAAAUCUCUGACCAUGUGCAACUCACUUUAUUAUCUUUUGAUGGUGCUUUAAGACAUUAGUAAAGACAUUUGAAAAAUAAAGCUACGGUCAAAACGCAAAAUCCCACCCUGUAAAAAACUAAGAAUAAAUCACCCUUGCCUUAUGACAUGCUCGUAGGAUUGAGUAAUAUAAAGAAGAAGAAAAAAAGAAAAAAUUCAGUGCGUUUAAAGCUUCCACUUCCAAAUUAGUGAGAAACCAGUUGUAAUGAUUUCCGUAUUGGAUAAUGAUUCACUUUUUGCAAUAUAUGUCAUCAAUAUUUAAGAACCAAUUUAUAUAUGCAAUGAUGUGUUAAUUUAUAUCAAGAACCAGCUUUAUUUUAAUUAAGAUGAGCUUUUGUAAUAUUAACAAUUGGUUUUUGUUUUUGAGGGGAUUGUUUUUUUUUACUUUUUUUUGUUUUACAUUUGGGUCUGAAGUCAAAAACCGGCAACAAAGUUAUUAUUUUUGUUAUCAUUUUUAAUAUAUAUAGUGUUCUAAAAACUUGCUGUAUUUAAUAAUUUUGUAGGUAACAGCUUUUUAUUUUUUUCCUCCUCACUAUUGUAUUUUACAAAUCUUCUGGUGACUGGUUGCUAUGACAACGUGUACUGUGCAAAGAGUAAGAGGGUUAUACUGCGCAGGAAGUAGCUUCAAUAAAGGGCAUUGGCUUGGCGGGAAAAACACAA
Molecule: messenger RNA, 6948 nt
Organism: Asterias rubens (European starfish)
Lineage: Eukaryota; Metazoa; Echinodermata; Asteroidea; Forcipulatida; Asteriidae
Product: extracellular matrix protein 3-like
Exons: 20
Coding region: 80-4066 (1328 amino acids)
Biological process (GO): cell communication
Cellular component (GO): membrane
Source: RefSeq, a predicted model, not a curated record